UUUCUUUUCGUUCACAAAAAAUUCUUAAGACAUAAUGGCGCAUCUCCAGGUGAAAGAAGGGGAGUUCACAUCAACUAUAUAUGGAAUGAUCAGGGAACAACGUUACAAUGAAGCAGUGCAAAUCCUUAACAAUCAAUUACAAAGCCAUCAGAAGUCUCGAGCCGCCCUCUCAUUACUUGGGUACUGCCACUUCCAGAUGCAGGAUUUUGUAAAUGCUUCUGAUUGUUAUGAACAGCUUAGCUACAUGCACCCAGAGGUGGAAGAGUACAAACUGUACUAUGCUCAGUCACUGUACAAAGCCUGUCUCUUCACCGAGGCCAUGAAGGUUGCCUGCCAGAUAGACAACCCUCAGUAUCAAGGACAGAUAACAAAACUCCAGGCAGCAAUCAAGUAUGGAGAGGAGGAUCUCCCUGGCUCUAAGAGUCUGGUGGAGCAGUGUCCUGCUGAUGAUCCAGACACAGAGAUAAAUCUGGGAUGUCUUCUCUUCAAGGACAACAGAUUUGAGGAAGCCUGUCAGAAGUUCACUACUGCCAUGCAGAUCCUAGGGUAUCGUCCAGAUCUCUCCUAUAACAUAGCACUGUGUCACUACCAGCUGAAACAGUAUGCACCUGCCCUCAAACACAUCGCUGAUAUCAUAGAGAAGGGCAUCAGAGAACAUCCAGAACUGAGUGUGGGGAUGACAACAGAGGGAAUUGAUGUCCGUAGUGUUGGAAAUACACUGAUACUUCAUGAAACUGCCCUCAUUGAAGCCUUCAACCUCAAAGCUGCUAUAGAGUACCAGCUGAAAAACUUUGAGGCAGCUUGUGAGGCAUUGACAGACAUGCCCCCACGGUCUGAGGAGGAACUGGAUGCUGUCACACUCCACAACCAGGCGUUGAUGAACAUGGAACAGACGCCAACAAAGGGAUUUGAGAAGAUGCAAUUUCUUUUACAGCAGAAUCCUUUUCCACCAGAAACAUUUGGAAAUCUGUUGCUGCUAUAUGUGAAAUAUGAAUACUAUGACCUGGCUGCAGAUGUGUUGGCAGAAAAUGCUCAUUUAACCUACAAGUAUCUGACCCCUUAUAUGUACGACUUUCUGGAAGCUGUGAUAACUAGGCAGACCUCACCAGAGGAAGCCUAUAGAAAACUGGAUGAGAUGGCUACAAGUCAAACAGAAACCCUCCGCAAGUUGACAAAACAGGUCCAAGAGGCCAGACAGAACCAUGAUGAUGAAGCAGUGAAGAGAGCUGUCAAUGACUAUGAUGAGGCACUGGAAAGGUACAUUCCUGUGCUGAUGCAGCAGGCAAAGAUCUACUGGGACAUGGAGAACUAUCAACAGGUGGAAAAAAUCUUCAGGAAAUCUGUGGAGUUCUGCAAUGAACAUGACAUCUGGAAGCUCAAUGUGGCCCACGUACUGUUUAUGCAGGAAAACAAAUACAAAGAAUCCUCUGGUUUUUAUGAACCGAUUGUGAAAAAGAAUUACGACAAUAUCCUGAAUGUGAGCGCUAUAGUUCUGGCUAACCUGUGUGUAUCCUACAUCAUGACCAGCCAGAAUGAGGAGGCAGAAGAACUGAUGAGGAAGAUUGAGAAGGAAGAGGAACAAGUGGCCUAUGAUGAUCCAGAAAAGAAAAUAUUCCACUUGUGUAUCGUAAAUCUUGUUAUAGGAACUCUGUACUGUGCUAAAGGAAACUAUGAAUUUGGAAUCUCUCGGGUGAUCAAGAGUCUGGAACCAUACCAGAAGAAGCUUGGUACAGACACUUGGUAUUAUGCCAAACGCUGCUUCCUUUCUUUGAUAGAAAAUAUGUCCAAACACAUGAUUAUGAUGAGGGACUCUGUGGUCCAGGAGUGUGUUGCUUUCCUGGAGUGUUGUGAAAUGUAUGGCCGAGAUGUCAAAGCCAUGAUAGAACAGCCCCUUGAAGCUGAACCAAUGCACCCAGGCAAAAAUACUGUCACGUAUGAAGCUAGGAUCCUGAAAAACUUACUGCUUCAGUUAGUCUGAAUAGUUGUCUGUCUGUACUGUUUAUUUAUUGUUCAUUCAUACAAGAGACUCUACCGUAAGAGACACACUGUUUUGUCCUAGCCACCGUCAAAAGUUGGCGUUCCACAACAGCAUGGGAACGUUUAAAAAAAGUAUCUGUGAUAAAGUAUGUUCAGCUGUAACUAUGGAGAUUUUCUUGUGAUCUUU
Molecule: messenger RNA, 2164 nt
Organism: Ylistrum balloti
Lineage: Eukaryota; Metazoa; Mollusca; Bivalvia; Pectinida; Pectinidae
Product: intraflagellar transport protein 70A-like
Exons: 16
Coding region: 35-1978 (647 amino acids)
Biological process (GO): intraciliary transport
Cellular component (GO): axonemal microtubule; intraciliary transport particle B
Molecular function (GO): intraciliary transport particle B binding; protein binding
Source: RefSeq, a predicted model, not a curated record